AUGCAAAAAGAUACAGCAUCUGAGUUUAUAACAAGAUUAUUUUCUGAACCACGUUUUUGUCAGAUCAAAAUAACUUAUUUGACAUGGUUAAGAACAUUUGAUUUUUUUAAUUCAGUAUCAUUCAAAAUUAAUCGUCAUAUAAUCGCAAUAUUUUUUGGUAAUGCUUUACCAUCAUUUAUUGUUGUGUUAGCAAAUCUUUUAUCAAUAAAAGUUAUUUAUUUUUCCAAAAGUUUAAAAUAUUUAAAACAAACAACAAGAAAAAGUCGUCGUAAACGUCGUUUACAAAAUGAUUUACGUGCAUUUCUUGUUAUAUUAAUUGAAAGUUUCUUAAAUAUUAUGAUAUCAUGGGGUGUACCAAUACUUUUAACAAUGUAUCACUGUCGAGUAUUAUAUGUUCAUAGUGUGGAAAAUUGUUCAAAAAUUAAAGAUUAUUUAUUAUUAUUUCUAUUAGUCGAUUUAUUGAAAUCAGCAACAAAUUGUUUGUUAUAUUCCUUAUCAGGAAAAUUAUAUCGACGAAGACUUAUUCGUAUUCUUAAAAUGAUAUUUAAAGGUGGACAUGGAACACUAUGGAAUGUAAAACAAAGUUCAUCACCUUUAUCACAUCAACCACUUGACCGACAAUUAUCAAAUAAUCCAUCAACAGUUACAAACAAUAAUAAUAAUAAUACUUUUGGUAUACAAUCAUCAAGACCAGGAAGUUGUCGUCGUGCAGAACGUUUAUCUUCACCUUUGAUUACUUAUCAAAACAAAAAAAUGAAUAAUUCAAUAGAAACAGCAACAAUAAACCCAUAUAUUCGUAUGAAUGGACAAAAUCAUAGUACGUCUGCUGAUGAUUUCUAUAGUGUAUGUAGAGCAAGUGAGGAUUUUCAAGGUGGUGAUAAUUCCCUCAGUGGAACUGAUUCAGAUUCAAUAAAGAAGGCAAAUAAAAUCGAACCAAGAAAAAGUUCACAAUCCAUAGGAUCAUUUUUACUUGAUAAAGUACGAUCAUUAAGUUCAGCAAAUUCUUCAAAUGGUAGAACUAUCUCAUUUAAUCGUACAGCAUCAUCAAGAUUUACAUUAGAAAAACGUAAAAUAAAAUCGAAAAAAAAAUUUUUUAAUUCAUUAAUUUCUAAACGAACACAAGCAACUGAUGUAUCAUUUUCAUCAUCAUCAGUUACUGGAAGUAUUGGUCUUAAUCAACAACCGAAACAUUCAGCGAAUAAUUGUUAUUCAUCACCAAAAGUAUUACCAACAAAUAUAAUAGAUAAUCCAUCAAUAAUCAAAGAAAACAUUUAUGAAAGUUUGACAAGUUUGUGA
Adineta steineri is the source of this 1296-nucleotide messenger RNA. The record is from the annotation of a GenBank genome assembly. Lineage: Eukaryota; Metazoa; Rotifera; Eurotatoria; Adinetida; Adinetidae.